Messenger RNA from Limulus polyphemus (Atlantic horseshoe crab), 986 nucleotides. RefSeq names its product glutathione S-transferase 1-like. The record is from RefSeq and is a predicted model, not a curated record. Gene Ontology annotation, molecular function: glutathione transferase activity. Bases 142 to 795 code for a protein of 217 amino acids. The transcript is spliced from 6 exons. Gene Ontology annotation, biological process: glutathione metabolic process. Lineage: Eukaryota; Metazoa; Arthropoda; Merostomata; Xiphosura; Limulidae.
UGGACUUGUCCGUUUCCAGCUGUACUCUACUCAUAACAACUUACGACAAAGCCGGGAAAGACGCAUCGCGACAUAACUUUGUGUUACCGAAGGAUAUUGCCGUCUUCAUCCUCUUGUUUCCCAAGUAUUGUACGUAGCGUCAUGAACAUUUCUCCCAUUGACUUCUACUACUUCCCCUUGUCAGCCCCCUGUAGGGCUGUGGAUAUGGUAGCAGGCCAUCUGGACAUCCCCUUGAAGAAGAAGUUCGUCAACACAUGGCAGGGGGAACAAUUAAAAUCGGAGUUCUUAAAGCUAAACCCUACUCACACGGUGCCAACAAUUAAUGACAGUGGUUUUGUCCUAUGGGAAAGUCGGGCUAUAAUCACGUAUCUAGCUGAUCUGUACGGUAAGGAUGACGUUUUCUAUCCGUCCAAUCGCCGGAAGAGGGCAGUAGUAGAUCGCAUGCUGUAUUUUGAUAUGGGAUCCUUAUAUCGGGCUAUUAUCGAUUUUCAGAUCCCUAUAAUGUUUCGAGGUGAGGAGCCGGACGCCGGGAAAGAAAGGGUUUUGUUAGAAAAGCUUGCCUUCUUAGAGCAGUUUCUCACCGAUUACCCAUACGUAGCGGGUGAAAAUCUUACAGUUGCGGAUCUCUCAAUCCUGGCGAGCGUGACCUUUCUAGAGGCUAUCGACUUCACUCUUAGUAGUUUUCCAAAAAUUGAAGCAUGGUUGCAGAGGCUAAGGAAAGAACUACCAUAUUAUCAAGAACGAAACCAAGAUGCAAUUGAAGAAGGAAAACGCAUGCUUUCAGAGAGAAAAUAAUGACUUAACUGCUCGUAUCUAAACAAAGUUGAGCUUAAAAUACCGAAUUUUUAAAUAUUAAAUAUUAGGCUCGGUAUAAGAAGAAAAAAAAAUGAUUAGCUUAAAUUUGUUAAAAUGAAAUUCAAUAUUUGAAUAUUCAAUUUAUUUUGCUUCACCUUGUCAAUAAAUAUUGGUCUUAUUUUCAAACAGCA